This is a messenger RNA of Asterias rubens (European starfish), 2131 nucleotides long. RefSeq names its product graves disease carrier protein-like. Gene Ontology annotation, biological process: transmembrane transport. The coding region runs from base 25 to 930 and encodes 301 amino acids. Gene Ontology annotation, cellular component: mitochondrial inner membrane. NCBI's taxonomy places the organism in Eukaryota, Metazoa, Echinodermata, Asteroidea, Forcipulatida, Asteriidae. The record is from RefSeq and is a predicted model, not a curated record. The transcript has 9 exons.
CUGCUGUCGACAAGCAAGUACACAAUGGCUAUCCUAGCUGGUUCAACGGGCGAAAUAUUGCAGAAUUUCCUCGCUGGUGGAGUAGCUGGAUGUUGCGGCAAAGUAACCACAGCUCCUUUGGAUAGAGUAAAAAUCUUAAUACAAGGUCAUCAUAGGUACUACCAACAUCUUGGUGUUUGGUCAUCAGUUGCCAAAGUCCUUGAGCAUGAAGGGGUCAGAGGUCUUUACCGUGGCAACGGUGCUAUGAUGGUUCGAACAUUCCCUUACGGUGCUAUCCAAUUUGUAGCGUAUGAUUGGUUUAAAAAGAAAACAAAAAAGAAGUUAUUAUCCGGUUCCCUAGCAGGUGUAACAGCGGUCAUUUUUACAUAUCCGUUAGACAUGGUUAGAGCGAGGUUAGCCUAUCAAGUACACGGAGAAUGUUUAUACACAGGAAUCCUCCACACAUGUCGUUCUAUAUGGCAUCAGGAAGGUCAAUUCAAAGCACUCUACCGAGGUGUUGGGCCAACUCUUGUCGGAAUGAUUCCAUAUGCAGGUGCUGCUUUUUAUUCCUAUGAAACGUCCAAGACGUACCUCCUAGAGAAGGGUCCCCUUAUCUUCUCCAAGCCCUCCCGAUCGGACCCUAAUCAGAGAGUUCUAACAGCCCAAGCUAACCUUGUCACUGGGGGACUGGCAGGAGCAGUGGCACAAACUAUAGUGUAUCCCUUGGAUGUAGGGAGGCGACUAAUGCAGCUUGGCUCCAUGGUUCCAAAUUCUAGCUCAACGAGUUCAUGUAUGGAGACCCUCAUCCUGGUUUACACAGAGCAUGGUGCAAGAGGUCUAUUCCGAGGGGUUAGCAUCAACUACUUGAGAGCCAUUCCUUCAGCCGCUGUGUCCUUCACACUUUAUGAGAAUCUAAAACAAUACCUUAAUAUCAACGUAGACAGUAGGUGAUAAACAGUGUUUUGUUGGCUCAGAACUAUAACGUCGUUAGUGAUGUUUAUAUGGAUUUCACAAAAUUGGGUUUGCAUAUUUGGAGCUUCUGGUAAAGUGGAGUUAAUUGAUCAAAAGUGAUCUCCCGAAGCAGUUGAUUGGUAAAAAGCAUUUGUUGAAUCAUCAAACCAGAGUGAACCAGUAAAGACCUGUAUUGUCAAUCCGGAGUCAAACUCUUUUGGAUUAUGCGUUCAAAGUGGUGCAAAAUUCUGUUCAAUCCACUAAUUAAAUCUGUUUGUGACAAGUUGGUUACCAGACCAGCCUUCGGUUUCACCAAACUCUUCCUAACUUAGGAUUAAUCUAAGGACUUAGGACGGGUUCGAUUCCGUAUCUAAAUGCCUAGGACGCAUUGAACCCAUCGGAAGUUAGGACGGGUUACUCGUCCUAACUCGAGUUAGGAUUAACCCUAGGGUUUCGUGAAAUGGGCUGCAGGGCCCAAUUUCAUAGAGCUGCUAAGAAAAUAGUGUUGAACACAUUUUUGCUUGGCAGAAAUGACACCAGACACAGAUAAGAUACAUGUGACAUUGUAUUUUGGCUGAUAACAUAAACCUGGUAAGCAUCAUUUUGUUUUGCGUGGCCACUUUAUUGUGCUAACAGCUCGUUAUGAAAUUGCACCCAGAUCAAAGUAGUUUUAACCUGUGGAAGAUAUUUGCUGAAACCAGUUUGCACCCUGGGCGGUUUCUAUUAAUUUUAACAUUCAAAUGACCAAGUGGCGACAUUUUAAUGGAGUGGGCAUGAUCAAAAGCGUAGCCUAUACAACUUGUAGACUUAGUUUAAGACCUGGGAUUGUGAUUUUUUUUGUCUACGUCAUUUGAUGUCAGGAAACCAUAAAGGAAAAAAACACUUUUUUUGGUUUUAAUAGUGCCAAGUAAAAUUGUUUAAGGAAAACAUGAUGUCUUCCCUUGGCUCAUAAACGCCAGACUAUCAGAAUAUGUUGAAUUAAGCUGAGACAAGGCUGAACCAUUCCCAUGGUUGUCAACGUUUUAAUUUUUGUUCUUUUUCCUAUUGUGUUACAGAAUAUAUUAUGUCAAAGAAAAUAAUAAUAUAAUUAUUAUAUUUGGAACAAAGAACUUCUAAAGUGCAAUGUAAAUUAUAAAAAGCUUUUUUUUUAUAUAUAAAGCGCUAUGCUGUGAUAUUUAAUAUCAAUAUGAAAUAAAAACAA